AUGGGCUCCAUGAAGGAAUUGCUAGGGUACCCCCUGGCCCCGCAAGUGACCUCCUUUCCUGCCUUCCUUUCAGCCGUGGGCACUCGGGCGCGGAUCCUCUUCACCAAGGAGCCGUCCUCUCAGGACGCCCUGCACGGCCGCAGCGCCAUCCUGCGCUGCGAGGUGGAGGAGCCGAGCGGCGUGGAGUUCGAGUGGCUGCACAAUGGCCUUUCCGUCCAGGACACCGAGCGCCGCUUCCAGGAGGGCAGCAACCUGCAGUUCACCGCCGUGGAUCGGCAGCAGGACGCCGGGGGCUUCCAGUGCGUGGCCAGGAGCACGGUCACGGGAGAGGAGGCCCGAACGGCAAACGCAUCUUUCAACAUCAAGUGGCUGGAAACGGGCGGCGUUGUCCUGAAGCACCCAGCAAGUGUGGCAGAGAUCCAGCCCUCUGCCUCCGUGACGCUGCGCUGCCACAUCGACGGCCAUCCGCGCCCAGCGGGCCAGUGGUUCCGGGAUGGCAGCCAGCUCCUGGACGACCGUAGCAGCUACUGGAUCAGCAAUAAGGAGCGGACGCUAACCCUAAAGAGCGCCAGCCCCGAAGAGAACGGCAUCUACUACUGCUGUGCUCGCAACGCCGUGGGCACGGUGUGCAGCAGCGACAACUUCACGCUGAAUCUCGUCGACGAGAGCUUCCCUCGCCCAGUGCUCAUCCCGCAGGACCUGAUCGUGAGUAAGAACGAAGAGGCCAUGUUCCACUGCCAGUUCACGGCAGUGCCUCCUCCCACGCAGGAGUGGGUCUUCGAGGACAGCUCGCCCAUCACCAACAGGACCCGGGUCACGGUGUUUGCCAAUGGCUCCCUGCUGAUAACCCAGGUGAGAGCGCGCAGCACGGGGAUCUACAGGUGCAUUGGCCACGGGCAGAGAGGGAAACCCACCGUCCUGGAGGCAAGUCUGCGGCUGGCAGAGAUCGAGGACAUGGCGCCGUUCUCCCCGAAGGUUUUCAUAGCGAGCCAGGAGCAGCGCGUGGCCUGCCCUGCCCCCCGCGGCGUGCCCCAGCCCCGCGUCUGGUGGGAGAGGAACGGCGUCCCGAUACCCGCGAGUGGCAGGGUGCGCCAGGAGGCCGAGGAGCUGGUCUUCACCAGCGUUACCGGGAGCGACGCUGGCACUUACACCUGCCACGCGGCAAACAAGGCUGGGGAGAAGAAGCAAGACCUCAGCGUCACCGUAGCCACGGUGCCCAGGUGGGUGGAGAUGCCCAGGGACAGCCAGCUGGAGGAGGGGAAGCCGGGCUAUCUCCACUGCCUCAGCAAGGCCUCCCUGAAACCCACCGUCUCCUGGUACCGCAAUGGCGUCUCCAUUUCCGAGGACUCGCGCUUUGAGAUCUCGGAGAACGGGACGCUGCGCAUAAACAGCGUGGAGGUGUACGACGGGACCGUGUAUAAGUGUGUGAGCAGCACUCCGGCGGGGAGCAUCGAGGGACACGCCCGUGUGCACGUCCUGGAGAAGCUGAAGUUCACGCCCCCCCCGCAGCCCCUGCAGUGCCUGGAGUUCGACAAGGAGGUCACCGUGUCCUGCUCGGCCACUGGCCGCGAGAAGCCCACCGUCCGGUGGGUCAAAACAGACGGGAGCAGCCUGCCGGCUCACGUCAGCCUCAGCGCUGGCGCCCUGCACUUCCGCAAGGUGAGCCGCAGCGACGCUGGGAACUACACCUGCAUCGCCUCCAACAGCCCCCAGGGCGAGAUCCGGGCCACGGUGCAGCUCACGGUGGCAGUUUACAUCACCUUUAAGCUGGAGCCGGAGCCCACGACGGUGUACCAGGGGCACACAGCCGUGUUGCGGUGCCAGGCAGAGGGCGACCCGGUGCCACACAUCCAGUGGAAGGGGAAGGAGAGGAUUCUGGAUCCCAGCAAGCUCUUACCCAGGAUCCAGAUCAUGCCCAACGGCUCCUUGGUGAUCUACGACGUCACUACGGACGACUCCGGGAGGUACACCUGUAUUGCUGGCAACAGCUGCAACAUCAAACACCGCGAUGCCAUCCUCUACGUCGUAGACAAGCCGGUUGCGGAUGGGGACGAAGGUCCCAACAGCCACACGCCCUAUAAGAUGAUCCAGACCAUCGGGCUGUCGGUCGGGGCGGCCGUCGCCUACAUCAUCAUCGUGCUGGGCCUCAUGUUCUACUGCAAGAAGCGGAGGAAGGCCAAGCGGCUGAAGAAGCACCCGGAGGGCGAGGAGCCCGAGAUGGAGUGUCUGAACGGUGGCGCUCUGCUGCAAAACGGGCAAACCACGGCCGAGAUCCAGGAAGAAGUGGCUUUGACCAAUCUGGGCAGUAGCUCCGGCGCUAGCAAGAGGCACAGCGCCACCGACAAGAUGCACUUCCCCCGCGCCAAUCUGCAGAGCAUCACGACGCUGGGGAAGGGCGAGUUCGGAGAGGUCUUCCUGGCCAAAGCGAAAGGCCUGGAGGACAGCGAGAGCGAGGCGCUGGUGCUGGUGAAGAGCCUGCAGACGAGAGACGAGCAGCUGCAGCUGGACUUCCGGCGCGAGGCGGAGAUGUUCGGCAAACUGAGCCACCCCAAUGUGGGGCGGCUGCUGGGCUUGUGCCGAGAGGCAGAGCCGCACUACAUGAUCCUGGAGUACGUGGAUCUGGGGGACCUGAAGCAGUUCCUGAGGAUCUCCAAGAGCAAAGAUGAGACGCUCAAGCCGCAGCCCCUCAGCAACAAACACAAGGUGUCUGUCUGCAGCCAGGUGGCCCUAGGGAUGGAGCAUCUCUCCAACAGCAGGUUUGUGCACAAGGACCUGGCCGCCCGAAACUGCCUGAUCAGCGCCCAGAGGCAGGUCAAGGUGUCGGCCCUGAGCCUCAGCAAGGACGUGUAUAACAGUGAGUACUACCACUUCCGCCAAGCCUGGAUCCCGCUGCGCUGGAUGCCCCCGGAAGCGGUCCUGGAGGACGAGUUCUCCACCAAGUCAGACGUGUGGUCCUUCGGCGUCCUCAUGUGGGAGGUCUUCACGCACGGGGAGAUGCCCCACGCCAAACUGGCAGACGACGAGGUGCUAGCAGGUUUACAGGCGGGGAAGAUGAAGCUGCCCCACCCCGAGGGCUGCCCUUCCAAGCUCUACAAGCUGAUGCAGCGCUGCUGGGCCCCCAGCCCCAAGGAACGCCCCUCGUUCAGCGAGCUCGCCACCGCGCUGGGCGACAGCCCGUCGGACAGCCGAGCCUGA
Molecule: messenger RNA, 3195 nt
Organism: Emys orbicularis (European pond turtle)
Lineage: Eukaryota; Metazoa; Chordata; Testudines; Emydidae
Gene: PTK7
Product: protein tyrosine kinase 7 (inactive)
Exons: 20
Coding region: 1-3195 (1064 amino acids)
Biological process (GO): protein phosphorylation; homophilic cell-cell adhesion; synapse organization
Cellular component (GO): axon; neuronal cell body; plasma membrane
Molecular function (GO): axon guidance receptor activity; protein kinase activity; ATP binding
Source: RefSeq, a predicted model, not a curated record